AUGACGCGCACACGACACGGCAAAAAGACGCACCACGCACGACGCGAUGUCAAGCGUGGCAUGAGGACAAGAGCCAGAAAGCUCGACCCGGACCAAAUCCAGGCCCACCUAAAUGACCCCAAGAAGCUCGAUGCGCUGCAGAAUCCCAAGGAGCUCGACGUCGACAAGGCCGGUCUCGGUCUGUUCUACUGCGUCGAGUGCGAUCGACACUUCCCCUCGCAAAAGGACCAGCUCACCCACAUUGCUUCCAAGCUGCACAAGCGGACAGCCAAGAAGAUCACCGAGGAGCAAGCCUAUACUAUCGAGGAGAGCUUGAGGGCUGUGGGCAUCGGCAUCGACAACAAGCAGCGUUCGUCCAAGCCUGCCGAGCCCACCAAGGAGAUGGCUGCCUGA
Sporisorium graminicola is the source of this 393-nucleotide messenger RNA. RefSeq lists its product as uncharacterized. The transcript has a single exon. Bases 1 to 393 code for a protein of 130 amino acids. The record is from RefSeq and is a predicted model, not a curated record. Lineage: Eukaryota; Fungi; Basidiomycota; Ustilaginomycetes; Ustilaginales; Ustilaginaceae.